AUGAAUAAUUACAAAGAAGUAAUCAUAUUGACAUUUCUGAUGAUCACAGUUCUUAGUUCAGAAGUGAUGGGAUCAUCAUAUUGGGAAAAAAUCAAGGGAAAACUGAAAACUAACACAUCGAACUGGCAAUUGGCUUUGGAAUGGAUAAAAUUCAUUUUGAGUAAAACAUGUUUUCUCAAAGAAGCAUUAAAAAUGUUUGAAUAA
Heterobilharzia americana is the source of this 204-nucleotide messenger RNA. The record is from the annotation of a GenBank genome assembly. Lineage: Eukaryota; Metazoa; Platyhelminthes; Trematoda; Strigeidida; Schistosomatidae.